AUGAUGGGCAAGGAUAAAGAGCCGCUCGGCUCGGAGAAGGGCCGUGAGCUCAACGCGGAGGUGGCCAGGAUAUGCCUCGCGCUACACAGAGCGCGGCCAUUCACGCACCUCGCUGCGACCGCGCAGCAAUGGACCGAGGAAGAUGAGAACCCGCCUAGGGUGACAAUGGCGCACUUGCUUAGCGGCGCCUGCCUGGGGAAUAGGGAGCAGGCCAGAUGGUUCCUCAGAGUAGCGCGAGCGCAGACGGGGACGGCGAUCAGCAAAGUAGCACAGGCGGCACCCGACUCCAAGGAUACACUGAAGACGCUGAGGAUAGCGCAUGUCGCUGCGCUGAAGGGCUCACGCUAUAGGGUGCUGGAUGAGGACGGGUACGAUGCACUAGCCCCAGCUGUCGGGGGGGUGUUGCCAGCACUGGCAGAUGACCUCUCGGAGAAGAGCCGGAGGGACCUUGGCGCCGGGGUCACGAGGAACUUGCAAGUCGUGGCCGAGGCGGCGACGGGAGCGGUGCAGAGGUGGAUCCAGCUCAACGAUGAGGCUACCGCGCGCAUAAUGAAGAGAGAGGAACACAUUGAGUGGCUGAGGAAGCUCUUCGCUGGGGAGCGGUUCAGCUGCUGGGCGGGCUUCAGGGUGGUGCUCACGCGAAAAGGAAUCGACGCGAUGUACAAAGCAUACAACAAGAGGAGAAAGAAGAGGACGGACAUCAGUGAUGACGAAGCAGAAGCUAGCGCAGACGAGAGCAGGGCAGACCCGGGGACGGGGGAGUCGGAGCAGACGGCAUCGGCCGCCGAGGGAACGGCAGACGACGGGGAGGCGGAGCAGACGCGCAGGGCGAGACGAGGGAGGGAGCAGGAUGUUGCGGAGAUCAGCAGGAGGAUGUACGACGAGAUUAGGAGCAGCAGGGACCCGAGGGACCAUGAGAUGGGUAAAAAGGAGCAAAAGUCGUGGUAA
Emiliania huxleyi CCMP1516 is the source of this 948-nucleotide messenger RNA. RefSeq lists its product as hypothetical. The record is from RefSeq and is a predicted model, not a curated record. The transcript has 5 exons. NCBI's taxonomy places the organism in Eukaryota, Haptophyta, Isochrysidales, Noelaerhabdaceae. Bases 1 to 948 code for a protein of 315 amino acids.